This is a messenger RNA of Adineta steineri, 1143 nucleotides long. NCBI's taxonomy places the organism in Eukaryota, Metazoa, Rotifera, Eurotatoria, Adinetida, Adinetidae. The record is from the annotation of a GenBank genome assembly.
AUGGCUUCAGCAACAGUUUCUUUAUGUAUUUUAUUUAUGAUUAUUACACAAAUAGUCGGAGAAGAUAUACAAUCGAUGAUAAUGUCGUUAAUGCCUGGUUCCACGUUUGAAUGUGCGAAUACAACGUGCUUACCAUUUGAUAAUGUUACUACAUCAAACAUUAGGAGUUGUCAAUUAGCUUGUUUGACUCAAAGUCAAUGUACAGCAGCAACUUUUUAUGAGUCGACUUUUAAUUGUGAAUUAUUUGAUAAUACAGUGAACCAAAACGGAAAUAUGUUAGCUGAUGUGGAUGCUACUAGUAUGGAUGCCAUUAGUGGAACACGAUUUUCAUCGGCAUGCUCUACUAUUCCGUAUGCAGAGGGAUGUGCUUGCAGUACGAACACUGAUUGUGCGAGCAAUAACUGUGCUAUGAGUACGUGUGCAGACUCGUGCUUUUCUGGAGAUGAUAAUGUUACAUUGGCUGAUGGAAGCCUAAGAGCUAUACGUGAUCUUCAGGUUGGCGACUUAGUUUGGACAAUAUCCGAUGAUACGAAGACGUUGGUUUUAUCUGAAGUUUUUGUUAUGCCACACAAUGUACGAAACAGAAUAGUUCAUUUCUACACGGUGGAAACAGUUACUGGUCAUCGUUUUAGCCUUACUAGUACACACUAUGUUCGUGUUCCAUAUUUUGAAUACUUAUCAGCUUCUCAGUUGACAUUGAAUCAUAGUUUGUAUGUAAUCGAUAAAACGACUGGUAAUAUUAGAGAAGCUCGUAUUCGAAGUAUUAAAAUUGAAAAAAAGCAAGGCGCUUUCAAUCCAUUAACAUUACAUGGGACACUUCUGGUCAAUGGAAUUUUUGCUUCAUCAUAUACAAGAGCAUUUGGUUGGUCACAUGAAACUUUCCAAAAUAUGGCCACACCAUUUCGAUUAUUGUAUUAUCUAACCAAAUAUCUAGGUAUUCAUCAAGUUAUUUGGGCAAACAAUGAUGAAUAUGUUUGGGCUGCUAAACCAUUUCUUUAUCUUGAUAAUUUAAACUACUAUAUCCCAUUCACAUCAAUGAUUAUUUGUAUUUUCGUCAUGUUUCAUUUAAUAUACGUUAUCUACAAUUUUAUAAUGAGGAAAUGUAACCAAUUAACAAACUUAAUGAACUGGAAAAAGUUUUAA